CUGCUGAUGUGUCGGGGAGGCGGGGAUUAGGGGAGGGGCUUCUCGCCACGCCCUCUGCUCGGAAGGGGCUGCUGCGGCCGACCUACCUAGGUAGAGCCAUGGCGGAGCCUUCCCUGUCCGCGCGGGCCUCGCCGGACUCAGAUAAAGCACAGAAAGACAAGGCUGGACAGACCUCAGGGCCCAGUCAGGGCAGCCGAAUGGGGAAACUCUUGGGUUUUGAGUGGACAGAUGUGUCCAGCUGGGGGAGGCUGGUGACCCUGCUGAAUCGACCAAUGGAUCCUGCAAGUCUGGCUGUCUUCCGUUUUCUCUUUGGGCUGUUGAUGGUGCUAGACAUUCCCCAGGAGCGGGGGCUCAGCUCCCUGGACCGAAAAUACCUGGAUGGGCUGGAGGUGUGCCGCUUCCCCUUGCUGGAUGUCCUGCAGCCACUGCCACUUGACUGGAUGUAUCUUGUCUAUACCGUCAUGUUUCUGGGGGCACUGGGCAUGAUGCUGGGGAUGUGCUACCGGAUAAGCUGUGUGUUAUUCCUGCUGCCAUAUUGGUAUGUGUUUCUCCUGGACAAGACAUCGUGGAACAACCACUCCUAUCUGUAUGGUUUGUUGGCCUUUCAGCUGACAUUCAUGGAUGCAAACCACUAUUGGUCUGUGGACGGCAUGCUGAAUGCCCGUAAGCGGAAUGCCCAUGUGCCCCUUUGGAACUACACUGUGCUACGUGGCCAGAUCUUCAUUGUUUACUUCAUUGCCGGGGUGAAAAAGCUGGAUGCAGACUGGGUUGAAGGCUAUUCCAUGGAAUACCUGUCCCGGCACUGGCUCUUCAGUCCCUUCAAACUAGUGUUGUCCGAAGAGAUGACUAGUCUAGUAGUGGUGCACUGGUGCGGCCUGCUACUGGACCUCUCAGCUGGUUUCCUGCUCUUCUUUGAUGCCUCAAGAUCCAUUGGCCUCCUCUUCGUGUCCUACUUCCACUGCAUGAAUUCCCAGCUUUUCAGCAUUGGUAUGUUCUCCUACGUCAUGCUGGCCAGCAGCCCUCUCUUCUGCCACCCUGAGUGGCCUCGGAAGCUAGUAUCCUACUGCCCUAGAAGGCUGCAAGAACUGCUGCCCCCCAAGGCCGCCCCUCAGCCCAGCACUUCCUGCAUGUAUAAGAGGAGCCGGGCCAAAGGUGGCCAGAAGCCAGGGCUGCGCCAUCAGCUUGGUACUGCCUUCACCCUGCUCUACCUCCUGGAGCAGCUCUUCCUGCCCUAUUCCCAUUUCCUCACCCAGGGCUAUAAUAACUGGACAAACGGGCUAUACGGCUAUUCCUGGGACAUGAUGGUACACUCCCGCUCCCACCAGCACGUGAAGAUCACCUACCGUGAUGGCCGCACCGGCGAGCUGGGCUACCUUAACCCUGGGGUAUUCACACAGAGCCGGCGAUGGAAGGAUCACGCAGACAUGCUGAAGCAAUAUGCCACUUGCCUGAGCCACCUGCUUCCCAAGUACAAUGUCACUGAGCCCCAGAUCUACUUUGAUAUUUGGGUCUCCAUCAAUGACCGCUUCCAGCAGAGGAUUUUUGACCCUCGUGUGGACAUUGUGCAGGCCACCUGGUCUCCCUUCCAGCGUACACCUUGGCUACAGCCACUGUUGAUGGACCUGUCUCCCUGGAGGGCCAAAUUACAGGAAAUCAAGAGCAGCCUGGACAACCACACGGAGGUGGUCUUCAUUGCGGAUUUCCCUGGGCUGCACCUGGAGAAUUUUGUGAGUGAAGACCUUGGCAACACUAGCAUCCAGCUGCUGCAGGGGGAGGUGACUGUGGAGCUGCUGGCAGAACAGAAGAACCAGACUCUUCAGGAGGGAGAAAAAAUGCAGUUGCCUGCUGGUGAGUACCAUAAGGUGUAUACGAUAUCACCCAGUCCCUCUUGCUACAUGUACGUCUAUGUCAAUACUACCGAGCUUGCACUGGAGAAAGACCUGGCAUAUCUGCAAGAAUUAAAGGAGAAGGUGGAGAAUGGAAGUGAAACAGGACCUCUACCUCCAGAGCUGCAACCUCUGCUGGAAGGGGAAGUAAAAGGGGGCCCUGAGCCAACCCCUCUGGUUCAGACCUUCCUUAGACGCCAGCAAAGGCUCCAGGAGAUUGAACGCCGGCGAAAUACCCCUUUUCAUGAGCGAUUCUUCCGCUUCUUGCUGCGAAAGCUCUAUAUCUUUCGCCGCAGCUUCCUGAUGACUUGUAUUUCACUUCGAAAUCUGGCAUUAGGCCGUCCUUCCCUGGAGCAGCUGGCCCAAGAGGUGACUUACGCAAACUUGCGACCCUUUGAGCCAGUUGGAGAGUCGAGUCCUCCAGACACAGAUUCUUCAAAUCCUCCUGAAACAAAUGCUGACCCUGUCCACUCAGAGCUCUGAGGGGGCCAGACGUUGGAUACAGAUAUGGGAGCAGCCAGUGACAAGACCAUUACCUACACAGCGGAAGUUUAUUUGAAAAUAUUUCAGAUAUUUUUUACAUUUUUCUUCCUUCUCCAUAGCUAUUUUAAAUUCAGAGAUGAUAGCUUAGAGGAGCCAAGUAAGUAAAGCAAGGAUAAUAAUUUAUCAAGCCAAGGUUGAGGGGCUAAGAAGGGGUUAAAAGCAAUGUGAAAAUGUCCUUCUAGGAUAAAGGGGUAAGAGUCAGGUUUAAAGUGACUGGCUCCUUGGGGAAAGAAAUUUAAUGUACCAUGAUGAAAAUACUAGCUGACUCUUCUCAAGUGCUUGCUGUGUGCCAGGCACUGUGAAGCACUGUGCCUACAUUAUUACAUUUAGUCCUUAAUAGCCAUUGUGGCCCCAUUUUACAGUUGGAGAAAGUGAGACUGAGAGGUAAUGUGACUUGCUCAAAGACAUACACCUAGUAAGGGACGGAUUGAUGGUUUGAACCACAAGUCCAUUUGAUUUAAGGUCCUAAAUACCCUGCCUCUUGUAAUUUUCAGUAUCACCAACAAUAAUUCUGAAAUAAUGUAGCUUAAAACUCGUCUUCGUAAUUAUGAUUAGGAUAGUGAUCAGGGUCUAAACGCAGAGUAAUUUUCUCACUACAGCUCUAGUUCCUUCUUUGUUCCUAAUAUCUAUACAACCAGUAAGUUUUUCACCAGCAGUUAUGCAAGUAGUUAGAAUAGCACAAAGUUAAACUAAUAAGGGAAUUUAGAUGAUUGGUAGUAGCAUUUCUCUAAAAAUAAGCUUAGUAUAUUUAGCAUUAUCAUAGCCUUCAGUAAGCAGAACGUGAAGUAAGAAUUAACCAAACUUGGUGAGGGUUUAGGGAAUGUUUAUAGUCACUUUGUACGUUUGGAUGAACAAGGGUGAUUCAGGAAGCUUCUCAAUUCCGUGAAAAUUCAAAGGCCUGGCACUGGGCUAGGAAGUGAGAAUGCAUAGAGUAAUAAAAAUAAAUAAAAGGC
Molecule: messenger RNA, 3382 nt
Organism: Equus quagga
Lineage: Eukaryota; Metazoa; Chordata; Mammalia; Perissodactyla; Equidae
Gene: GGCX
Product: gamma-glutamyl carboxylase
Exons: 15
Coding region: 99-2369 (756 amino acids)
Biological process (GO): peptidyl-glutamic acid carboxylation
Molecular function (GO): gamma-glutamyl carboxylase activity; vitamin binding
Source: RefSeq, a predicted model, not a curated record